UGUGACGAAGCUGACCGCAAUUGAGAUGAUGUCAGGUGUGAACAUGCUGUGCUCCGAUAAGACGGGGACGCUGACGCUGAACAAAAUGGAGAUUCAGGAUCAGUGCUUUACGUUUGAGAAGGGCUACGACCUGCGCUCCGUGCUUGUGCUGGCCGCACUUGCUGCGAAGUGGCGUGAGCCCCCUCGUGACGCCCUGGACACAAUGGUGCUGGGGGCUGCGGACUUGGACGAGUGUGACAACUACACACAGACUGAAUUUGUGCCGUUUGAUCCGACAACGAAGCGCACGGCCGCCACCCUUGUGGACAAGCGAACGAACGAGAAGUUCAGCGUGACGAAGGGCGCGCCACACGUGAUUAUCCAGCUGGUGUACAACCAGGACGAGAUCAAUGACCAGGUGGUUGAAAUCAUCGACAGUCUUGCCGCGCGUGGUGUCCGUUGCCUCUCUGUGGCGAAGACGGACUCGCAGGGCCGCUGGCACCUGUGCGGCAUUCUGACGUUUCUUGACCCCCCACGCCCCGACACGAAGGAAACGAUCCGCCGGAGCAAGCAGUACGGUGUGGAAGUGAAUUUACUCUUUGUUGUUUAUUAUUAUUAUUAUUUUUUUUUGUGUGUGACCUACGUAGGCGCAUUUGUGCAGCUUUUUUGUUGUUGUUGUUGA
Trypanosoma cruzi is the source of this 661-nucleotide messenger RNA. RefSeq names its product proton motive ATPase 1, putative. Gene Ontology annotation, molecular function: P-type proton-exporting transporter activity; nucleotide binding. Gene Ontology annotation, cellular component: plasma membrane. Lineage: Eukaryota; Euglenozoa; Kinetoplastea; Trypanosomatida; Trypanosomatidae. The transcript has a single exon. The annotation marks the transcript as partial. Gene Ontology annotation, biological process: regulation of intracellular pH; proton transmembrane transport. The record is from RefSeq and is a predicted model, not a curated record.